GUGUCUCCAUCUCCAGUGCCACAUUUGGACUGACAGUGCGUGGAGGGGACAGUGGGGAAGUCUCGCGCUCAUCCACUCGGACUCGGAGCUCGUACAGGAGAAUCACCAACUCCACCAAUGAACUAAAGCUUCUUGUCGCUCCUAUGGGAUCUAAAGUGGGUUUAACCCCUUCUGAUAUCGCACUCUCCCCAUCGCCCCCACUCUAAAUGCUCUGGAACUGUUUCGGAAGUUGGAUAAGCCCACCUAAAUCUCACUAGAGGCGCAGAGAGGCCAUGGAGAACCCAGUUUUGGAGCCACGAGCAGAGCGCAUCGCCCGCUAUAAAGCCGAGAGGAGGAGAGAGCUGGCGGAGCGGUACGGGGUGACCGAGGAACUGCCCGUGAAGUGUACCAGGAGAGGGGGCAGAGAGGGCAGAGAGGGCAGAGAGGGCAGAGAGGGGCAGGAGGGGCAGGAGGGGAACAGGGGGGUGGUCGACUCAGAAAGAACGAGAGCGGUGUCCAACGGGCUCCAGCCAGAUGAGGUCAACCACCACAGAAGGCUCGGGUCCCAGGACGGUGUGGAGGGGGAGGGUCCAGCUGACGGCCCACAGCUCCACACUCGAGUGUCAGUGGGCCAGCUGAGAAGUGCCCUCCUGCAGCAGAGCGGGACAGGACCGCAGACCGAGCAGACCAGUUCCCCCGAUGCCGCCGCUGCCUCUCUGGACCUGGCAGUGGCACGUAGGCGCACCCGGCGGUACCUGCCCGCCGGGUCGGCCGCCGCCUCCCGAAAAAACAGCGACCGGUUCAGGACGCAGCCAAUCACAGCCAACGAGAGGGAGCAGAGCAGUGGAGUCCUGGAUGAAGUGGAAGAGGAGGACUCCAAAGGUGACGUUAAAACAGACGACAGGGCCAAAAUGAGUGUGGCGGCCAAGAUGUCUUUGUUCAAAGAGCUGGAGAAGUCCGCCCCCGCCCCCUCGCUCCUGAAGCCUCGCUCUGGGAGUGUGAGUCACGAACGAAGAGGCCGAAGGAACCACGACCAAAGGUUCAUGACGCAGCCCAUCACCUGUGAGGAGAUGGGAGCAGUGAGUUCCCCCAAACCAGCCCCUCCAGCAGGUGCAGAUCCAGGGCCCACAGACUCAGAGCCAGUGGAGGAUGAGAGCUGUAAGAUGAGCAUGAGCGAGAAACUGGCUCUGUUCAACAAACUGUCUCUGCCGGAGAGGAUGGCAGGUGCCCCUGUCGACUCCGCCCCCGACAGGCGCAGACAGAAGGGGGCUCGCUACCGCACCCAGCCCAUCACUGUGGAGGAGGUCAACCUGCUCCAGAAAGGCCCAGUACAGCUCCCUGCUUUCUCCCUGGCUCCUCAUCUGUCAGACCGACAGCAGGCAGAGUCCAUCAACCUCAAACCCAGUGAACUCCGCCUUUCACAGCCAAAACUGGACCCGAGCUCCGAGUGCUUUUCUACCCCACAAGACCACUUGUCCCAGCUGCCCCAACUGCCCCAACUGCCCCAACUGCCCCAACUGCCCCAACUGCCCCGCACUGAGUCUGAACCAGCAUUAAGGAGUAUCCUAAAGAAAAGCCGCUCGGGAGGCUCUGAUUGGUCCAGGACUAGCACCUGCAGCCAAAACGAACCACCUGUUAUACCUGACCAAAAUGGCGGUGACACAGAUAUUAUGACGAGGAAGGAGGAGAGACAGGAAGUGACAUCACCACUCCAGAGGGCAAGCGUGGACGGGGCACCUCCGAGUAGAGCUCCAUGGCGACAGCGUGGACGGAGCCGGAGAGAAACCAUCGCCUGUACGCCAACAAGACCUGAAACAAACCUGGAAGUGACUCAGACUGAGAGACACAGCACCUCCCCUGGCCAAAGGAACGACCAUGAUGGCAGUAUGAGGAACAGAGAAACAACGAGAGCCCGAGCUCCACAGCACGACAGCAGCACUCAGCCAAAGACGGUUACUAAUAGGACGAAGGACGACUCAGACACUGCACACGCCGACAGCACUGACCCUCUACAGUCCUGGGGCCCCGUCUUUGCCUCUGUGUUUUCUAGCAGUAGGCCUCAGUACAUUAUGUUUUUCAACCAGAAAAGCCUGUCGUUUGAGGCCCAAGAAGUAGCAUCGCCAGCACAAAACUGGAGAAAGAUGGGGAGUCAUGAUGUGUCCAAUGGUGCAGAGCCUGAAAUCACAACUGCACAAGAGCAGAAGAGAGGUGCAGUGUCUGUAGUGGAAGAACAGAGGGACAAAAUAGAUACAGAAUUCGAAGCGUGUUUACCCAAAGACACCGCCGCCCCUGAGGAGGUGAGGGGCACGUCGUCUGCCUGUGAGCCACGCCCCUCUGAUGAUGGUUUCCACGGUGACCACCCCGCCUUCUUCCCCUGUGCCCCGCCUCCGAGAGACUCCUCUGCCACAGACACACGGGACCUGUUCUGUCAGACCAGCGCCCCCAUCUUGAGCUCGGCAGUAGCAGAGCACAGACGCUCAGUUCGCCCGUCCCGUCGCACUCAGGGCUCCAGGAACCCGCUCAGAGCGCUCGCCGCCAGAGAAGAUAUCCAAUCUGACUUCAUGGGGGAGACGGCGGAGGAGAGGCUGCAGGCUCAACAGAAAUCAAAGAACUGCUCCAGUCAUUCACACGAUGUCUCCAGUGUAUCCCGUGUGCCCUACAAAAACCUGAUGCUCAUUCUCAUAAAAGGAAGGCGGCAUGUCCAAGUCAGACUGGUGGAGCCCUCCGUGAGGUCUCUCAAUAGUGGAGACUGCUACCUGCUGGUCACUCCAGAGCAUUGCAUCAUGUGGAGCGGAGAGUUUGCCAAUGAGCAGGAGAAAGCCAAGGCCCGUGAGCUGGCCCUCCUGAUUCAGAGCCAGGGGGACCUGGGCUGUGGAGCGCUCCAAGUUGUGCAUCUGGAGGAGGGACUGAACUGCGAUGGCGCUCUGGGAGAAGACUUCUGGAGCCUGCUGGGAGGACGCACACAGUACAGAGGAGCCGGAGCGGUGGAGGAGGACGAGCAGUUUGAGCGUGGAGUGGUCGAGUCCAACUGUGUGUAUCGUCUGGUGGAGGACAGGCUGGUGCCCCAUGAAGACGCCUGGGCCUGUGUCCCCCCUGUGUCCCUGCUCCACCCCACUGAGGCUCUGCUGUUUGACUUUGGCAGUGAGCUGUACCUGUGGCAGGGGGAGGGCGUGUCCCAGAGUCAGAGGGGCGUGGCUCUGCAGUUGGCUCAGCAGGUGUGGGCGGGGCCAUAUGACUACACCAACUGUCGGGUCAACCCUCUGGACCCCACACAGAGCAACCCCACGGUGCAGCUGAAGGGGGAGGGGCGUCCCGGCUGGGCCCUGUUCAGCCUCAUGUCCCAACACAGCGAGUCGUCUUUGUUCAGGGAGAAGUUUCUGGACUGGACGAGGAGUGGAGCCAAAACUGCCCCUGCCCCAGUGACAAAUGAAACACAGUCACAGCCUCCAUCCUCAGACCCCCUCAUCCUGUGCGAUGUGAAGGCUUUAGUUUCGGGUCAGUCCUUGGAGGAAGACGUCGUUGUGCACAGCGUUCUGAGUGGCGUGGACGUGCAGAGAGGUCACGGGGUCAUCUCCCUGGAUGAGGGGCGGCAGGCGGAGCUGAGCACUUUGGCUGUGGACACGUGGCUCGUCCAGGAGUUUGACGACACCGAAGUCCCUGUGGAGAGUACAGGACAACUGCAUGAGAGAGAGUCCUAUGUGAUCCGCUGGACCUACACAUUCAGCUGCACUGACAAAGCUAACGGUUUGGACUCCGGUUUGAAAGAAAACACGGCGUUCUUUUUGUGGCGAGGCCGUCACUCCAGUGUGACUGGGCGAGACACUGCGGCUUUCCUGUCUAUCGGGACCAACCACCAGGAGGCAGCGCAGGUUGUGGUGCCUCAGGGCAGAGAGCCGCCGUGUUUCCUGCAGCUCUUUAAAGGAGGUCUGGUGUUUCACAAAGGCACUCGAGAAGAAGCCUCCUCCAGAACAGGAGAUUGGCGUCUGUUCAUUGUGAGGGGGGAGCUGCCAGAGGAGGCUUCACUGACGGAGGUGAACUGCUGCUGCGCUGGGCUCAGAUCCAGGGGCUCUGUGGUUCUACUCAACACCCAGAAGGGGGCAGUGUAUCAAUGGACCGGCUGCAAAGCUCCGGCCAGCACCAGGGAGGUCAGCAGGAGGACAGUGGAGCGGCUGACUCAGACGUGCCCUCAUGAGCUGGGGCUGAGCCGAGGUCGCCCUCUGAAGGUGGAGAAGGUGGAGGAGGGGUCUGAACCUGCAGAGUUUUGGGCUGCACUGGGACACAUGGACCGAAAGGCCUAUGACUGCAUGCUACAAGAUCCAGGCAAAUACAACUUCACUCCUCGCCUCUUCCACUUGGGGGCGUCGUCGGGCGGGUUCAAGGCUGAGGAGCUACAGAGUCCGAGCAGGAUGCCAGGGAUCGUCAUGGCGAUGCCCUUUGUCCAGGAAACUCUCUACUCUGCCCCACAGCCUGCUUUGUUUCUUCUUGAUAAUCGUCUGGAGGUUUACCUGUGGCAGAGAGGGCAGCCCGACCACACUGAGCGUCGAUGUGCGAUGCAAACAGCGCUCCAGUACUGCAAAGAAAUGAAUCCAAGACGCCCGCCCCAGGCCUAUCUCAUCUAUGAAGGGACGGAACCGCUCACUUUCACCAACGUGUUUCCAAACUGGGACAGGAGCCUGGGAUCCCAAACACAGGGUGAGGUGGGGAGGGUGAAGCUGACUUUGGUGCAGGACGCCUUGGCCCAGCUCAUGAGGACACAGCGCCCCCUGGAGGAGCUCUGUCACAGCCCUUUACCUGAGGGAGUGGACCCCCGGCAUCUGGAGGUCUACCUGUCCGACCAAGACUUCCAGACUCUUUUGGAAAUGAAGAGAGAUGAGGACGUGUCUGUGCCGAGCUGGAAACAAAGUGAUCUGAAGAAAAGCAAAGGGCUGCUGAGCUAGAUGGAAACAAGCGCUAAAAUCAUCUGCAAAUAAGGCUGAUUAUUAUUACUAUUAUUAUCACGAAAGGACGACACACACUGUAAUAAAAGAAAAACAGCUCAUUUAUUUAUCCAAUCACGAGGUGUGGGUUUCUCUGUUGCUAUUGUUCCCAGUUAAACAGAUUUUCACAUUGUGUCUGUACAAAUUAAAGGCCCUGUACCUCAUUACUUCUUAUGUAUUUGAGUAAAACGUGUCUCACCCCAGCACAGAUAUGUCGUAUAAGCAGCUCCUGAGGUCAAAAUAAGUCAAAAUGUGUGCUGUCUGGUCAUAAAACGUUGUUAUCGUCCAGUAAACAAGAAGUGCACGUUCGCAUGCUAGUUUAAAGUCAUGGCAAAACUCUGAAAAGAGCUUAUAAACUCAUCAUGGUGAAUAAUUAGGAUGUUCGGAAUGACUUUGGAUCACUGCAAACUGUUUUUUUUCACAUUUUUAGGACAAUAAAAAUCAGGUACAGCACCUUUAAUGAAACAAAAACAUGAAAAUAAAUGAAUUUCCGUAACAAGAAGAAACUGUUUAGAAAGCCUAGUAAAUUAUAUAUUAAAAAAGAACAACUCCCAUAUAUAUUUGAAUGCUUGUUUUGGUAUUUUACAGUCAUGAUUAUUCACAUGUUCAUUUGAGUGUACAAAUCACUGUUGAUGUGCCAUGUAUUUUGUAGCUACUUCACACAUUGACAUUGCAGUACAAAAGAUUCCAGUGGGAUUUACUAUUAGCGACGCAUGGGAGAGCAGGUACACAUGCUCCAGUGACAUGCUAAUUCUGCCCCGUUCAAACCGACACAAGAGCCGUGUAACAGUGGAGCGUUUUCAAACUGUGUGAAGAAACGAAACAAAUAUUGGUGUAUUUCAUUAUUUAUGUACUUUUUGUCCCUGGCCACUUGUAGAUACAGUUUCAACAGCAAAUAUGCCUUCUCAUUGUAAUGUUUUAUUAAAGAUAUUUUUCUUCUUGCAA
Molecule: messenger RNA, 5900 nt
Organism: Periophthalmus magnuspinnatus
Lineage: Eukaryota; Metazoa; Chordata; Actinopteri; Gobiiformes; Gobiidae
Gene: svilc
Product: supervillin c
Exons: 32
Coding region: 273-4916 (1547 amino acids)
Biological process (GO): actin polymerization or depolymerization; actin filament severing; barbed-end actin filament capping
Cellular component (GO): cytoplasm; actin cytoskeleton
Molecular function (GO): phosphatidylinositol-4,5-bisphosphate binding; actin filament binding
Source: RefSeq, a predicted model, not a curated record